GGCAAACACCUCUUGCGCAUUCUGAAGUGCAUCUUAUCUUAUAUAUCUCUAGAGAUAUUCUAGAAAGCCGUUUGUGUCCUUCUUGUCAACAUUCUUACCAUAGCAUAAUUCGAAAAUAUCGCUGGCACAUUGCAACUGUCAACUCAAAUUCGAUGAGAUAGCCGUGUGCGACCGAGCUAUCACUAUGGCAGGCAACCGAGUCAAAUACACGCCCCCGCCUUCGCCGCCUUCGCCCACGGCCUCCUACUACGAUGUCAGCGAUGCCGAAGAGGAUGACUAUAACACUAUAUCGCACUUGACCUCCCGCCGAGGAGUCAAGCUUCUAUUCUCCAAGAGCAAAGUCUAUGUCCACCCCACUCCCUCCUCUAAAGACAAUAUCCCUGGGUUUAUUGCCCUGAUCCAACAAAAGCCCCUUCCCUAUGCCUCCGGAACCUCUACCGCCACCAAUCACACCAAAGACAUCUCAUCUUACCUCCUCGCCUGGGUACCGGAAUCCUCCCUUGGUGACGCCUACAGCACCUACGUCAAAGUUGACUUAUCGGACGACGCCUCCCCUCCGCGACAGAAAUACCUCGUGCCCGCCCUCCCCACCACGACCACCUACAAAGACCCCAUAGGCCUCUACGCCUUCGCCGUGCCCCUGUCAGAGAUCUAUUCACUCCUCGUGCGACCGCCAAGUCUGGGAUGGUGGUUUGGCAGUCUCGUGAUCAACACCCGCGCCGGGGACAGCUUCCCCGCACUAUUCUUCCACGACAGCGAGUGCGAGUCGACGAUACUGCAGAAGAAGAAGAGAACCCGGGAGAGCUUUGAUCCUUUCGGAGAGGAUGGGAGUGUGUUCUGGGGAGGGGACGAGGUGUUGCGAUGGCUCCGGAGAUACGUUGAGGUGCAACGGUCCGCUCUGGACAGUAGCGUCUAUCUCAUAAACCCCUCCGAGGAGGAUCGGAUCUCCUUCGGACAACAACCAACUUCGGACGCCGCGAGGACCUCCCAGGACCAGACUGUUGCUCCAGCGCAACCCGGGGGAAGCAGACAACCAGAUGCUGGCAUGGACCCAUUUGUGAAGACGCUUAAGGAAGCACGGUGGAAAGUUCUUGAAUCGCUCAGCAAGAUUACGACCUUCACCAGGCGAACCGCGAAUGAAUUGGCGGACAACCCCAGAAUACCUCCCCAGGUUCGUCGCUUGAUGAGGACACCUGAAAUCCAGACUUUGCAGGAUGAAUUCGACAGUGCUAGGCUAUAUCUUGCUCGUUGGGCCAUGAGCAUCUCGGAACAGAGUGAGCGCGAAAGAAACCAACGCAUCUGGACUGCGCGGGAUGUGCUUGGGAUGGAGAAUAGCUCGGUGGGCGACUUUGAGAUCCUAGAACUGGAGACGGGAACCUUGUCCAUCCAAGAGCGUCGGAAAACAGUGACUCUGGAAGAGUGGGAGGGUUUCUUCGACCCGCAUACGGGCCGGUUGCAAGUGACUGUUGAAGAAGUGAAGGAGCGAAUAUUCCACGGUGGGCUGGACCCCAACGACGGCGUCCGGAAAGAGGCAUGGCUUUUCCUUCUCGGCGUGUAUCCGUGGGAUAGUUGUCGCGACGAGCGCCAGGCUCUGGUCAGUUCGAAAAGAGACGAGUACAUUCGCCUGAAAGGUGCUUGGUGGGAAAAGAUGAUCGAAGGCGGCUCCACGGCAGAAGAGUAUGACUGGUGGAAAGAGCAGAGGAACAGAAUAGAGAAAGAUGUUCAUCGCACAGAUCGCACGAUACCCCUAUUUGCUGGCGAAGACAUCCCCCAUCCGGACCCUGACUCGCCUUUUGCCGAGACCGGAACGAACGUGCAUCUAGAACAAAUGAAAGACAUGCUUCUGACAUAUAACGAAUACAACCCUGAUCUUGGAUAUGUCCAAGGCAUGAGCGAUCUUUUAGCGCCAAUAUACGCUGUCAUGCAGGAUGAUGCCGUUGCAUUUUGGGCCUUUGUCGGAUUCAUGGACAGGAUGGAACAAAACUUCCUCCGGGAUCAAUCCGGCAUGCGCGCACAGCUGACUACACUGGACCACCUUGUCCAGCUCAUGGAUCCGCAGCUCUACCUCCACCUCCAAUCUGCCGAUAGUACCAACUUUUUCUUCUUCUUCCGCAUGCUCCUGGUCUGGUACAAGCGGGAAUUCGAAUGGGUGGACGUCUUGCGUCUGUGGGAGACGUUAUGGACGGAUUACCUGUCGAGCAGCUUCCACCUUUUCAUUGCCCUGGCAAUCCUCGAGAAGCACAGGGAUGUGAUCAUGGACCAUCUGAAGCAGUUCGAUGAAGUCCUGAAGUACAUCAACGAACUAUCCAACACCAUGGAACUCGUUCCCAUUCUGACUCGCGCCGAAUCUCUCUUCCACCGCUUCGAACGAGCCGUUCAAGCCAUCGACAAGAAAAACAACUUCCCCUCUCCAUCUCCAGCAGCCUACCAACGCAAACCCACUACGAACUCCCCUGCUGCCGGUGACACUACCAACGACAACAACAACAACAACAACAAGGGCAAAUCCCCCGAACGUCCUCCGCAAUCCGCCGGCUUCGCCACCGGCAGCAGCGCCGCUGCCGGGCCCAGCAACCGACCAGGCGACAAGGACGCAAAGGUCAUCUCCCCGGAACUAAGACAACUCUUCGCCAAAGACAUCCCAUGGGCUCGCAAGGCCCGACAAGGUUCGAAACCCGGACCACAACAACAGCAGGAGACGGCGGGGACAUCCGAGCGACGUUCGUAGAACUUCCUCCAAGAGUCUGACUAGUAGCAACAAUAGCUAGUUCUCUCCCAUGUUUCUCGAUAUGAUAAUUUAUGAUGUGAAAUGAUACCUGUGACUGGUUUUGGUUUGCCUUUCUCAAAUACUAUAUCCUCUCUCCCUCGCUAUCUACUU
Aspergillus aculeatus ATCC 16872 is the source of this 2878-nucleotide messenger RNA. RefSeq names its product GTPase-activating protein GYP7. The record is from RefSeq and is a predicted model, not a curated record. Gene Ontology annotation, biological process: activation of GTPase activity. Gene Ontology annotation, molecular function: GTPase activator activity. Bases 185 to 2728 code for a protein of 847 amino acids. NCBI's taxonomy places the organism in Eukaryota, Fungi, Ascomycota, Eurotiomycetes, Eurotiales, Aspergillaceae. The transcript has 6 exons.